UGAAAAGCAGCUUAAAUAUAGGAAAUGUUGGCACGCCUUGAAUAUAUUUUAUACGUGAGUCGUCGACAUAGAGAAUAAGUUUGGACUUUAUAUUGUCAGCGCGGUUUGCUCAAAUUAAAAAAAAAUGAAACCGAAACCAGAAUUAACUACCGAAGCAGCAUGGAUUAAAUUGCAAGAAUAUUUUGACGUAAAUGGUUCAAAAAUAAAUAUAUAUAAUCUUUUUCAACAAAAUCCAAAACGUUUUGAGAACUUUAAGCACAAGCACGUGAAAUAGAAGCUGCAAGAAAUGCCAUGUUUACUGGAGAAAAAAUUAAUUUUACAGAGAAUAGAUCAGUUUUACAUAUUGCAUUACGCAAUAGGCUUAAUAAGCCAAUAUUAGUUGAUAAUAAAGAUGUAAUGCCAGAAGUAAAUGCUGUAUUAAAUCAUAUGAAACAGUUUACUAAUGAGGGUCCUUUAAUGGUAACCGAAGCAUUGAAAGCAUUUCAUGUUGGACCACGAGUCCAUUUUGUUAGUAACAUAGAUGGAACUCACAUAGCUGAAACUUUAAAAAAAUUGAAUCCAGAAACAACUCUUUUCAUAAUAGCAUCAAAAACAUUUACCACUCAAGAGACUAUUACAAAUGCCACUUCUGCUAAAAUAUGGCUUUUAGAUACUUUAAAAAAUCCUGCAGCAGUUGCAUGUCAUUUUGUUGCAUUAUCUACUAAUAAUCAAAAAGUGAAAGAAUUUGGUAUUGAUGAGAAAAAUAUGUUUGGAUUUUGGGACUGGGUUGGAGGACGUUAUUCAUUAUGGUCAGCUAUUGGUUUGUCAAUUUGUUUGUCUAUUGGGUUUGAAAAUUUUGAAAAAUUAUUAAAUGGAGCAUAUUUUAUGGAUCAACAUUUUUGUAGUGCUCCAUUGGAGAAAAAUGCAAUUAUAUUGGCUCUUCUUGGAAUAUGGUAUCACAAUUUCUACAAAGCUGAAACACAUGCAUUGUUGCCAUACGAUCAAUAUUUACAUAGAUUUGCUGCUUAUUUCCAACAAGGAGAUAUGGAGAGUAAUGGAAAAUAUGUGACUCGUGCAGGAAAAACUGUCAAUUAUGGCACUGGUCCAAUUGUGUGGGGAGAACCAGGCACUAAUGGACAACAUGCAUUUUAUCAAUUAUUACAUCAGGGAACUAGACUUGUUCCUGCUGAUUUUAUAAUUCCAAUACAAUCACUUAAUAAGGUUCAAGGAAAUCUUCACCAUAAAAUAUUGCUUGCAAAUUGUUUUGCACAAACCGAAGCUUUGAUGAAAGGAAAAAAUGAAAAUGAAGCACGAGUUGAGUUAGAAAAAGCAGGAAUAAGUCCUGAACAAAUAAAUUUAUUAUUGCCACAUAAAAUAUUUGAAGGAAACAGACCUACUAAUACUAUUCUUCUUAAGAAAAUAUCGCCUUUUAUUCUUGGAGCUUUGAUUGUGUUGAAUUAGGGAAGCAGUUGGCAAAGGUAAUUGAACCUGAAUUAGAAAGCACUCAAACUAUUGCAAGCCAUGAUUCAUCAACAAACGGAUUGAUUGCAUUUGCUAAGAAUCAUAGUUCAUAAAAGUUCCUCAAAUGAUACAAAAUGAAUAAUUGAGAGAUAAUAAUAUUUUAGUAAUUGUUAAUUGUUACAGGCAAAAUUAUGUUAAAAUGUAUUCAAAAUAUAGAAAAAUAAUUUUUUAAUAUUCUUUUAUUAAUUAUUUUCAAACUGUAUUUAAUAUAUUUAGGGAUAUUAUACAGUUUGAAAUGUAUAGCAUAUCGGUGUACUCAUUGAAGUACUAUAAAUGAAAAGUGUAAAAUUGUAAAUUGUUAAGUGAUAUAUAAUAUAUAAAAAUUA
Heterotrigona itama is the source of this 1826-nucleotide messenger RNA. Lineage: Eukaryota; Metazoa; Arthropoda; Insecta; Hymenoptera; Apidae. The record is from the annotation of a GenBank genome assembly.